Messenger RNA from Capsicum annuum, 1006 nucleotides. RefSeq lists its product as uncharacterized. Lineage: Eukaryota; Viridiplantae; Streptophyta; Magnoliopsida; Solanales; Solanaceae. The record is from RefSeq and is a predicted model, not a curated record.
AGGAUUUAGAUUGUUGACCCGAUUUGUAACCGGACCCCGAUUACUCAACAAUAUCAUAAGAACCAUUGAAGUUACGAAUGGCGGAAGCAUUCAUUGAAUUGAAUCAACUUCUCAUAUCCAAAAAGUUACUCGAAGGCUGCAUAACCUAAACCGCAUCAGCCUUGCAGUAGGUGCUGGUUGGCUCUUUGGCAAGUGGAGAUUUGCCAAGUCUUUGGAUUCAGGUGUUGAACUUAUUCUCUCUCAGCAUGGAACUCGUCUGCAAAAGGAGUUGGGAGAAAUAAUGUUGAAGAACUACCAGCGUAAUCCGCCUGUAUUGCAGCAUGUCUCCAAAUACUUCUACUCUGAAAAUGUUUAUGAUGAUGAUUCAACAGACCAGCCAAAACCAAGGUGGCGUUUCCGGGGUACAUAUGGGGAAAUAUUUUCUUCUCAUAGGACAGACGGUGACAACUCUUCCAGUAAGAAACCCCAUCUGGAGAAUACUGAUCUGAGGAAUACUAAUCUUGAGAGAAAGCAAACUAAUAUGAAUGGUGUUGGUGCUGCUGUUGUUCUAGAGUCAACCGAAGACCCAUUUGAUUGCAUACUCGGAUAUCAAGUGAAUGCCGAAGAGAUUCACCGCACUGAAGCAUCAAGACUGCUGCCUAGAAGGCGUAAACAUAGCCACAGACGGUCUCAUGGCAGGCGUAGGAUGCAUCGCCAUGUGAACGUGGAAGGUUGAAGUUUGUAAUUGGCCAACCUUGAUGAAUGCAAGAUUGAACUGAUAUGUCCUCUGGGACGAGUCUUGCAUGCCCUAUUAAAUGUAAUCUGCAGCAAAAUCUGAAGCUGGUUGUCUAUAUAUUUGGCUCGGUGGCUUUUGUGAUCAUAAACAUAUUUAGUAGAAUUGGAUUAUGGAUUAACUUAAGAGAGUAGCUAGCAAAAAUUUUAAUAUAGGAUGAAAUGCAUUACCAACAGGAUUGAGUUGUCAAUUUGCAGCAUUUUAUAUCCAUUUGUUAUAAAUUCUUUUGUUAAA